This is a messenger RNA of Bradysia coprophila, 2199 nucleotides long. RefSeq lists its product as uncharacterized. The record is from RefSeq and is a predicted model, not a curated record. Gene Ontology annotation, molecular function: beta-N-acetylhexosaminidase activity. Gene Ontology annotation, cellular component: membrane. Lineage: Eukaryota; Metazoa; Arthropoda; Insecta; Diptera; Sciaridae. Gene Ontology annotation, biological process: carbohydrate metabolic process; glycosaminoglycan metabolic process.
UCGAAUGGAUGGGCGAUGAGUGAUGAGGAGCUAAAUGUUUGUAAGGUCUUGAAGAUGACGCCAAGUGUUGCAAUUUUCGAUGGAACUAAGGCCGACAGUUCGUUGUUGUUGAGACUGGCUUUGGUAUACAUUUCGUUGGGUGUUGUUGCUUCUCAAUUGCCUGCUAACAAUCCCAUCACCGAGCCUUGGAUUUGGCCUAUACCCCAAGAAUGGCAACGUGGAAAUACAACAGUCAGACUGUCGAAUAACCUGAACUUCAGCUACACUGGUCAAAGUGAAAUACUACAAACUGCAAUCGAUCGCUACAGACAUCUCAUAUACUUGAAGGAUGACUAUCCGAUGAUUCCGUACAAUUGGUCUACAACCGGUAGCGAAGUGGUAUCUACUCUAGAAACGAUUGAAGUUCAUAUACGUGAUUGGUCGGAAGAACUCGACAUGGAUACGGACGAAAGUUAUACGUUAACCAUUCCUGUUGCCUCUAAUACCAUCAUCAAUGCGACUACGGUUUUCGGUGCACUACGAGCUUUUGAAACCAUUUCCCAAAUGGUACAAUGGUCAGCGGUUCACAAUUCGUUUUUGGUUCCGAAUGCGCCAUGGAGAAUUACGGAUUUUCCAAAAUAUAAGCACAGAGGCCUGUUGUUGGAUACUUCUCGUCACUACUACCAACCGAGGGAUAUGUUUAAAGUCAUUGAUACGAUGUCCUGGAACAAAAUGAACGUUUUCCAUUGGCAUAUGCUUGAUUCUACGGCAUUUCCUUAUGCAUCAAGGGCCUACCCUGAACUGGCUGAAAAAGGUUCCUACAGUCCUGCCCACCAAUACGACGAAAAAUUCAUAAGGGACUUUGUCAAGUAUGCAAAAGAUCGUGGUGUUCGAGUCAUGCCAGAAAUAGAGGCUCCAGGUCAUAGUACUAGUUGGGCAUAUGGCAUUCCCGAAAUCGGUAGUUGCGUUAACAUUCAGCCUUACACUGGCUUUACAAUUCAGCCUCCUUCUGGCCAGCUCAACAUUGCUAGUAAUAAGACUAGGGAGGUUGUUCAUACAAUAAUCGAUGAGUUCGCUGAGCUAUUCCCCGAUUCAUGGUUCCAUGCUUCUGGUGAUGAGGUCAUCAUGGAAUGUUGGACAAAUGACAGUCGAAUCGCUUCUCAUCUUAGAGAUCGUAAUAUCACAAUCCUUGAACUGUUCGAAGAGUUUGUGUCUGACAUGCAAUCACACAUUUAUUCUCACAAUAAAACGGUGAUGGUGUGGCAGGAAAUGCUGUUAGAAUACAAUUUUACGCUUCCCGCUGACACUGUCAUCCAGGUUUGGGUUGGUUCUGAAGGUGUUAAAGAAUCCACCAGAAGAGGAUAUAAAACUGUUGUGUCUAGCUCUGACUAUUGGUACCUGGAUGUUGGCUAUGGGAAACCCCGAAGCAAUCCAUUUCCUCAUGUUGCGGGAGCCGGAUAUAACCAUUGGAAUAGGGUUUAUUCGUACGACAUGAGAACCAACCUAACUGAAGCAGAAGCAAACUUACUCGUCGGAGGAGAGGUUGCAAUGUGGGGAGAACUGGCUGACGAAACGAAUUUCGAAGCCAAGAUAUGGCCUAGGGCGUCCGCCUUUGCUGAAAGACUUUGGUCUGGUUACGAAAAUCCAGCCGGCGAGAAAAUUGAAAGUGCUGAUGCCAUUCUUCGUCUUUUACCCUGGCGAGAGCGUAUGGUAUUGCGUGGCACGAUGGCAUCACCACUGAAUCAAGGUUUUUGUACGCGUAAUCCUUUGGACUGUUUCCAACCGGACGACGUUUGAAGGAAUAGUCUCGUUUUUUGUUUGGAAAAGUUUUAUUUAGAUUUACACGUCUACCUUGAGCUACGAAAUGAAAAACUUGGCGGCAUGUAUAAUAUAGAGAAGCGAACCUAAAUAAAAAUAUGCAAAAUUGUAACCUGAUAGUUGCACAACGAUUGUACUUCAUUUGAACGAUCUUAGACUCGUCAGGUUGGGAUGGUCCGUUUCCAGAUCAUGAAACAGAGACCAUUUGAUCAUUGCAUACAACUUCAUGUUGCAGACUAAAACUUAUGGAAGCAGCUAAUCUCGCCCUAAUGGUCCACACGAUCACAAAAAAAUACUUCCACAUCUUCAUCACAUAUCACUGUCGAAAACAGACCUUUAGUUUCGUCCGCUCCUAUUGGCAAAACGUAAGACAGAUAUCAGCUUUAAUACCUUGAACCAGUC